Messenger RNA from Mugil cephalus (flathead mullet), 1304 nucleotides. It is a transcript of the gene sft2d1, whose product is annotated as SFT2 domain containing 1. The transcript has 8 exons. Gene Ontology annotation, biological process: vesicle-mediated transport. The record is from RefSeq and is a predicted model, not a curated record. Gene Ontology annotation, cellular component: membrane. The coding region runs from base 260 to 742 and encodes 160 amino acids. Lineage: Eukaryota; Metazoa; Chordata; Actinopteri; Mugiliformes; Mugilidae.
GGAAGUGGCGUCGGACAGGGCGCAUUCAGGGACUGAUCUGCGGUCAGUUUUUUGGAACGCCUCCCCGUCGAGCUGCGCUCACUGAGGCUGCGACCAAACAGAUCCCAACUCAGAAAACACUGUCCAGGAAGUCCAACUUUAUCGCAAACGGCUGCGGAGAGAACUAGUGGACAGAAACGGCAGGAAAUAUAAGAGUUUCAGAAGGUCGUUGUUGUUUUCUUUCGUGUUUUUUAAUUCUUGCCACAGCUACCCCACAGAGAUGGACAAGCUUCGUCGUGUGCUCAGUGGACGAGACGACAAUGAGGAGCUGGGUCUCACAGCUCAGGUCCUUGAUGCCAGCACUCUCAGCUACAGCACCAGAGUGAAGUGGUUUGUCAUAUGCUUUGCUGUAGGCAUUCUGUGCUCGAUACUGGGCACAGCGCUGCUGUUCCUUCCAAAUGGCAUCAAGCUUUUCGCUGUCUUCUACACACUAGGGAAUAUCUCAGCUCUUUCCAGCACCUGCUUCCUGAUGGGACCAGUAAAGCAGCUGAAGCGCAUGUUUGAAAAAACGCGAGUCAUAGCCACCAUUGUUAUGCUGCUCUGUCUCGUCUUAACACUUUGUGCUGUGUUUUGGUGGCACAAAAAGGGACUGGCUAUCAUCUUCUGUAUUAUACAGUUUUUGGCAAUGACAUGGUACAGCAUCUCUUACAUUCCAUUUGCCAGGGAUGCAGUGAUGAAGUGCUUCACAACCUGCGUGACAUAGGUUAAAGGAAGUGCCCACAGUUUCCAAUGAAGACUGGUCCAAAUAUGCAAAUUGCAACAAUGGUGACUUUGUAAAAUAUACUCAGCGUAUAUAUUGUUCAUACACUAUAUCUUCAAAUUUUUACUGUGGCUGCUUCAUACUGUGAAUCUUUGCUUUUUUUAAGUCUAGCUAUACGUCUUUAACUCUGAGGGUUAUCACAUAACACUGUCAGCCUUUUGCUUUUGAUUUGAGGCAUGGAUGCAGUUAAUGCUUAAUAUAUUUAAAGAUAUUCCUUUAUUGUCUGAGGCUUUUAUAUCAUGUAAGUGCAGGGAAAAUACUUUGACUAUGGUAUACAGAGUAGACUUCAAAAGUUGUGCCUUAACGUGAUAUAUUGUGUAUGAAGAGAUCUGUUAACUAAACACAAAUUCAUAUCUUAAGCGGUGUAAGAUUUUCUUCUUGAUUUUUUUUAUUUUUUUUAUUUUUAAUUGGCGUUCUGGUUUCUUGCACGCAAGCAAUACUAAAGCAUCAUCUCUGUUUUCUGUCUUUUUGACGCACUGAUGUAUAAAAAGGCUUUCAGAUUCUA